Molecule: messenger RNA, 498 nt
Organism: Hirsutella rhossiliensis
Lineage: Eukaryota; Fungi; Ascomycota; Sordariomycetes; Hypocreales; Ophiocordycipitaceae
Product: low molecular weight phosphotyrosine protein phosphatase domain-containing protein
Exons: 4
Coding region: 1-498 (165 amino acids)
Biological process (GO): protein dephosphorylation
Molecular function (GO): protein tyrosine phosphatase activity
Source: RefSeq, a predicted model, not a curated record
AUGGCGGAGCCCAUCUCGGUGCUGUUUGUGUGCCUCGGCAACAUCUGCAGGUCGACCAUGGCCGAGGGCAUCUUCCAGCACCUGGCCAAGCAGCCGCAGUACAAGGGCCGAAUUGGGCGCAUCGACUCAUGCGGGACUGCUGCGUAUCAUACCGGCGACUCGCCCGACUCGCGGACCAUGUCGACCCUCGAGGACAACGGCAUCACCGACUACGACCACGAAGCGCGGCGCUUUUCGACGACCGACUUUGAAAAGUUCGACUACAUCUUCGCCAUGGACCGGUCCAACCUGUCGGACCUACAGCGCCUGCAGCGCGGGAACCCGGGCACCAAGGCCAAGGUGAUGCUGUACGGCGAGUUUGGUGGCGGCGCCAAGGCUGAGAUCGUCAACGACCCGUACUACGGCGGCCGUGAUGGGUUCGAAAGGGCGUUUGAGCAAUGCUCGCGACUGACGACCGAGGACUCCAAGGCAGCCCAGCUAGAGUACCCGCGCGCCUAA